AUGUAUUCUUUCUUUCUUUCUUUCUUUCUUUCUUUCUUUCUCAUUCUGCUCAUUAUCUAUCUAUCUAUCUAUCUAUCUAUCUAUCUAUCUAUCUAUCUAUCUAUCUAUCUAUCUUUAAGGUCCCAUGGCACUAUCUCAUUCUGCUCAUCUCAUUCUGCACAUUUUCUUUCUUUCUUUCUUUCUUUCUUUCUUUCUUUCUUUCUUUCUUUCUCAUUGUACUCAUUAUCUAUCUAUCUAUCUAUCUAUCUAUCUAUCUAUCUAUCUAUCUAUCUAAGUCACUCUUCUGAUCUAUCUAUCUAUCUAUCUAUCUAUCUAUCUAUCUAUCUAUCUAUCUACACAUCCUAUUCACUUCAUAUCACUCCUCCUAUCUUUUACAUUCCGCGGUUGGUGCCCGGCAGUGAUGAAGGUGAAUAUGACCGAGCCGAACAUAGAGGAGACGUGAGCAACGAACAUGCAGCCCGCUACCGCCAACCAGAUCUAUUUUCCACCUUACGAAACAGCGUCAGGGUGUCCAUCCUGGCCCAAUUUUUGAUGCUGUGCAUCCAGCUUUUGGACUCUCUCCCCUAA
Molecule: messenger RNA, 567 nt
Organism: Acanthosepion pharaonis
Lineage: Eukaryota; Metazoa; Mollusca; Cephalopoda; Sepiida; Sepiidae
Source: the annotation of a GenBank genome assembly